ACAAAAAGGCCUCAGGAGGGACCGGCCCCUCUUCAACACCUUCAGUGCACUCGUCAUCACAACAAGACCAUGAGCGCUCACGAGCACAACCACUCAGACUUCUUAAACGGCACACCGUGGUUCGUCUAUGAGUGCACCAUUGAACUCGAUGCAGACUACCGGCGCAUCGCCCUCUUCCUGCUCUACCUUUUCAUCUUCAUGGUGGGCCUGCUGGAGAACCUGCUGGUCAUCUGGGUCAACUGGCGGCGGCGCCACACGGCCAACGGCGUCCUCUUCUGCAUCAUCAACGUGAGCCUGUCGGACCUGAUGAUGAUCGUGAUCCUGCCCUUCUUCAUGAUGGAGGUCACCAUGGACAGGGUUUGGCUGUGGGGCCGCUUCCUCUGCAAGGUGACCAACCUCAUCUAUGUGAUCAACAUCUACAGCAGCACCUUCUUCCUGGCCUUCAUGACCCUGGAGCGCUACCUGUCCCUCACCAGGCCAACGUUUCCAGCGUUCUUCCCCGUGGCGGGUCAGCGUCGCUGGGUGCUCUGCGGAGGCCUGUGGGCGUUCUCCUUCUUUCUGGCUCUGAUGGAGAACGUCCACGUGGAUCUCCUGGAGUGGGACGAGCCCGGCUGUUACAUGAUGCCUGAGUACAGCUACAUCGAGUGGUUUGUCUCCGUGGCUUCCCUCAGCCUGCUCUUCCAGUUCCUGGGCCCCGCCGCAGUCAUCAUCACCUGCAACGUGCUUAUCGCCCGAGCCGUUCAGAGGACGCCGGAUGUGCAGAAUCGGCGAGAUGUGUGGCUGGUGCACGUGUACUCCCUGGUGUUUAUCAUGUGCUGGCUGCCGUACCACUUGGUCAUGUUCCUGAUGAUCAUAGAUGACCUCGACCCCUACGCUUUCAGCUGCAACACGAUGGAGGUCCUCUACUUCUCGUUUAGCGUGGUGCAGAGCCUGUCGCUUUUCCACUGCGUCGCCAACCCCAUCCUCUACAACUUCCUGAGCAAGAGCUUCCGCAACAACCUGAUGAACACCGUGUGGAACUACAUCCCCAAACAGGGGGCGGAGGCAGACCAGGUGGGAGCGGGGAACCAGCCCAACGCUCACAACGGAGGCGGGGGAGGCAUGGGGAAGCAGGGCAGGUUAAGUAACGCCAGCACCAGCCAGUCUGACAUUGGAUCGUAAGGAAUGAAAGCUGACGUGAGAAAAGAGUCAGCUUCGGGAGUGAGACGUUUUCUAAGAGACGAGGAGAAGAUUUGACAGAACUAAAUCCAGUCUUGGUGCUUCAGAAGACCAGAGGCAAAGAUUGAACAACGUAUCGUCUCACUCUGGUCAUAGACUCACUGUGCUGUUUCUUGUUAUGUAAGAGA
Scomber japonicus (chub mackerel) is the source of this 1346-nucleotide messenger RNA. RefSeq names its product G protein-coupled receptor 182 (gene ackr5). Gene Ontology annotation, molecular function: G protein-coupled receptor activity. Gene Ontology annotation, biological process: G protein-coupled receptor signaling pathway. Gene Ontology annotation, cellular component: membrane. Lineage: Eukaryota; Metazoa; Chordata; Actinopteri; Scombriformes; Scombridae. The transcript has 2 exons. The coding region runs from base 70 to 1161 and encodes 363 amino acids. The record is from RefSeq and is a predicted model, not a curated record.